AUGGAUGUAAAAAAUAUGAGAAAUGAAUUUAUUUUAGAAGAAGAAAAUAAUGUAUUUGAAGAUUAUAAAUCAUAUAUAAGUGAAAGUAAUGAUCUAAGUAUAGAAAAUAAAAAUAAAAGUUCCAUUUGUUCAAGUAAAAAUAUAAAUGACGAUGAUGAUGAUGACGAUAAUGAUGAUGAUGAUAAUGAUGAUAAUAUGAAAAAAAAAGAUAAAAUAAAUUUGAAUAAAAAAAGUGAAAAAAAAGAAAGUAAAAGAAGUCAAUCAAUAAUCUAUGAAUCAGAUAAUUUAACAAAUAGAAAUUUUUCAAUAAAAGAAAAAAUGAAGGAAGAUCCUUGUUUUGUACCAAAAGAAUCGAGAUAUUUUUUGCAUGAUAACAGAUUUGAAAAUAAUGAUAAAAAUAAAAAAAAUACUAAUGAUAAAAGAAAAGGUUAUAAAAUAAAUUACAAAGAAGAAAAAAGGUGGAAGCAUGAUUUAUUUUAUGAUUAUAAAUAUGAUGAUUAUUAUAGAAAAGAAAGAAAUGAUAGAGAAAAAUUUCAUACAUAUAAUAGAUAUUACCAUUCAAAACAUAAAGAUGAAAGAAGUAAGUAUUUUUCUUAUAAAAAUAAUAAAGAGCACUAUUAUUAUGAAAAAAGUUAUCAUAAGAGCAGUAACGGAAAUUAUCAUAUGUAUUAUAAUAAUAAAACCAAACAUCAUAACAAAAGAAGUAAUAAAAUAAAUAACUCUACUAAUAGGAAUUUGGGGAUUUGCAUAGAUAAAGAAAGGAAUGAAAAUUAUGCAAAGAAAAAAAUUCAUUCAACUGAAAAAAAAAGUUAUAAUCAAGAAAAUUUAUUAAAAAAAAGUAAAAAAAAUAAUGAAUCAAGUAUAAAUGACAAUUUAAAUGAAAAUAUGGAGAAAUUAAAUGGAGAUGUUUUAUUAAACAAAAAUGAUGAACUAAAAAAUGAAAAAUUAAAGAAAAAUAUUAAUAAAAGUAAAGAAUUGAAUAAAGUUGAUAAUCUUGACAAAAAUGGAGAAUUUAAUAAAAAUAAAUAUCCAAAAAAAAAAAAUUAUUUAAAAGAAAAAAGAUUAAAUUAUAAAAAUAAUUAUAAUAAUGAAAAAAUUAAAAAUAUAUCCUAUAAAUUAAAAAAUUAUUACAAUUAUUCAGUAAAUAAUAGGAACAUCUCAAAUAAUUAUCAUGUAACCAGAAACAUUUAUGUCAAAGAUGAAAAUUAUGGAAAUAAAUUAACAGAAAAAUUUUAUAAUAAAAAAAGUAAUUUAUAUGAAGAAAAUUAUAAUACAAACUCUUAUCGAUAUAAAAGUUUUAAUCUACAAAAUGUGAAAAUGAAUAGUACACAAAAUUCGAAUAAAAACAAUUCUAAAAUUAUUAAAGAAAAAUUAAAAAAUGAAGAUAACACAAAUGUAAAAAAUGAUUCCAAUAUGAAUUUUAAUAAAGUUAAUAAAACAUUGAUGGAAAAAGAAAAAAAUGAUCUUAAAUAUAGUUCUAUAAGAAAAUAUAACAAUAUUAAUUAUUUAAGUAAUUUCAAAAAGGAAAAUAAAAAAUACACAAAUACGAAAUUAUAUUAUGGAAAAACUAUUGAUAAUAAUCAUGUAGAAGAGAAGGAAAAUAAUGAAAAUGUACAUAGUGUAUUAGAAGAAAAGGAUAAAAACAUUGAUAAAUAUACAAUUGAUAAAAAUGUAAUGAGUAAAAGAAAAAGUUACAGAAAUUCAGAAAAUAAAGAAUACAGUAACAAAAAUAAUUUCAAAAAUAAUAAUGCAUAUAGUAAUGAAUAUAACAAAUACACAAAAGGAAAUAAAGAAAAAGAGAAAAAUGAAAACAUGAAAAAUUUAGUUAAUAAUGAAAAUGAAAAAAGUAUAAAAAAACAUAAUAAAAACUACAAUACGAACAUAAAAAAAUUAGGAGACAAAUACAGUAAUAGUAAUAAAUAUAUAAAAAAUGAUUAUUAUAAAGAAAAUCGUAAAGAUUUUAAAAAUGAAGUAAAUAAUAAUAUCGUUAAUAAUGAUAAUAAUGAUGAUAAUAAUAAUGAUAAUAAUAAUGAUCAUAAUAAUGAUAAUAAUAAUGAUAUAAAAAAUGAUUAUGACAAUGAAAAUAAUGCUGAUAAUAAUAUAAAGGAAGAAACAAAAAAAGAAAAUAAUGAUAAUUUUGUAAAUGAUAAAUUGAAUAAAAUGAACUACGAUGAUAAAAAUAAAAAGAUCAAUAAUUCUUUUAAAAGUAACAACAAUUCAUUCCAAAAAAAAAAAAGUCGUAUUCAAUUGAAUGAAUCUAAUAUUGAUUGUAAUAAUGUAAUUAAAAAAAAUGAAACAAAUAAUACAUUUUUUAAGCAUUACACCAAUAAGGGAACUCACAUGAAUUUAAAAAAAAAAAAAAAUGAUGAAAUAUUAAAUGAUUCAACAAAAAAUAUACACGAAUAUCAAAACAUUAAUAGUAUGAAUACAAAAAAAUGUAAUGAAAAUAUAGGAAAUAUGCAAAUAUAUCAAGAAAAUAGAAAAAAUAUAGUUAAUGAUAAAAAUAAUUUUAGUAAUGAAAAACAUUGUUUUAAUUAUUUAAAUAAUAAUAAUAAUUAUAGCACUUAUUGUUUUGAAAAUAGUUAUAUUGAUAAUAAUUAUUAUUAUAAUGAUAAUAUGUACACUAAUAAUAAUACGAAUUAUAUGAAUGAUAACAAUACAUAUUUUAAUGAUAAUAAUUAUGUAAAUCAUAUUAAUGAUCAUUAUAUAAAUAAUAAUUUUGUAAGCAAUAGUUAUAUAAAUGAUGGAAAUUAUAUAAAUGAUCAAAAUUAUAUAAAUGAUGGAAAUUAUAUAAAUGAUCAAAAUUAUAUAAAUGAUGGAAAUUAUAUAAAUGAUGGAAAUUAUAUAAAUGAUAACAAUUAUGUAAAUGAUCAAAAUUAUGCUAAUGAAUGUAACUAUAUAGCAAAUAAUUAUAUUAAUGAUAAUACUGCAUAUAUAAAUGAUAAUUUUAUGAAUGAUAUUAGUUAUAUUAGUAAUAAUUAUAUAAAUGCUACCAAUAAUUAUUACUAUGAUAAUAUGUUUACUACCUAUACUAAUGAGAAUGAUAAUUAUUACUAUAAUGAUAAUAAAUACAAUAAAUAA
This is a messenger RNA of Plasmodium gallinaceum, 3081 nucleotides long. Its product is annotated as conserved Plasmodium protein, unknown function. The coding region runs from base 1 to 3081 and encodes 1026 amino acids. NCBI's taxonomy places the organism in Eukaryota, Apicomplexa, Aconoidasida, Haemosporida, Plasmodiidae. Gene Ontology annotation, molecular function: mRNA binding. Gene Ontology annotation, biological process: mRNA processing. Gene Ontology annotation, cellular component: exon-exon junction complex. The transcript has a single exon. The record is from RefSeq and is a predicted model, not a curated record.